This is a messenger RNA of Poecilia latipinna (sailfin molly), 2425 nucleotides long. Its product is annotated as leukotriene B4 receptor 1. Bases 1006 to 2169 code for a protein of 387 amino acids. The record is from RefSeq and is a predicted model, not a curated record. Gene Ontology annotation, cellular component: plasma membrane. The transcript has a single exon. Gene Ontology annotation, molecular function: G protein-coupled receptor activity; complement receptor activity. Gene Ontology annotation, biological process: complement receptor mediated signaling pathway; positive regulation of cytosolic calcium ion concentration; inflammatory response. NCBI's taxonomy places the organism in Eukaryota, Metazoa, Chordata, Actinopteri, Cyprinodontiformes, Poeciliidae.
CAAAUUUGCUAUGUAAAGUUACUGUCACAACUCUAAAAAGAAAAAAAAAACAAUACAUUAAGUUCCAAUCCAAUUAAAUUUAAGAAUUCAAUAAGAAGCAGAAGGUAUUCAUAUAUAUCAAUCUGAAAUCUAUGGUUGGGAAUCUAAAAAAUCACUGAGAGCCAUUAUGAACAAAUACAGAAAAUAAUGAGCGGGCAGCUAAUUAGCACUGCCUUUUUGUAUUUGACUCAUUAUCUAUGCUUACUAAAAAAAAAGUAGGCACAAAUGGCAUCAGAGGGCAAGUUGGAAGGCAAAACCCACAGCUGACUAAAACAAACACGAACACCCGUCUCAUGUUUGUGAAAAAUUUGGGAAAAUAUUCUCAAGAGCGGUGUGGUAAAAGUCAAACUUCUUGGAAGGUGAGCAUCUUCAUGAAUCUAGCAUGAAACUCAAAUAAUAAAAAGUUUCAAAAGGGCUUCGUCAAAAUCCGUCCCUAAAUGAAAUAGUGACCUGCCUUGAAAAGAAUACUAACAAUUAUCUUAGGACAAGUGGGAAAACACUCCUCCACAGCGAUGUCUGAAGUGUUGCCUGUAGUAAAACAAAUAAAAAAAUACUUGACGUUACUUUUUGCCACAAAGGGGGCCAUAAGUUGCAGAUGUAGAGCUAAAUUAUUUAACACAUUAAAUAAAUUAAUGAACUUUAAAAACAGUUUUUUGUAUGUAUUCAAACAUGCCUUUGCAGAUCUGGAAAAUUUAGAGGGUAACUAAGCAAUAUCAAAAUCAUUCAAUAAGGGAACAAAUACUUUUCCCAGUACUGCAUAUCUAAGUCUGACUGAAUUUCCUUAAAAAAAUGGUAAACAGCUUUAAGGUUUUUGUCUCUUUCCUUUUAGUGAAGCUAUGCAGCGACUUGUGUAGAAAGCAUUAAGUCAUUUUUUUUAAACGUGUGAUUUCCUAGUGAUUUAUCCUUUAUCUUUUACCUUAAUUUUGAUGACACAUGUGUGAGUCACAUUGUGGAUCUUAAAAAGCCAUGUCAGUAAACCCUGUUCCUGUGCAGUCCUUACAUAAAGAGGAAGUGAAAACUUUUGGGUUUUUUGCACUCAGACACCACAGUCAGCACAUACACUUUGGCAGAAUGAACAUCUCACAUGCACGGUCUCCGUUGGAGGAAAUGGCCCUUGAGGAAUUUGAUGGUGGAACAGUGGUGGCGUGUGUGAUCCUGGGUCUGUCCUUCUUGGUUGGUGCUCCUGGCAACCUGCUUGUGAUCUGGACCAUCCUGAAGCAUGUGAAGAAGCGCUCACACACAGUGGUCCUCAUCCUGCACCUGGCGGCGGCAGAUCUGGUGGUCCUCAUUACACUCCCUCUUUGGAUCUACUCCCUCGCCCAUUUCUGGGUCUUCGGAGAGGCAUGCUGCAAAGCCAUGGUGUUCGUGAUCUACGGCUGUAUGUACAGCAGCGUUUUCCUCAUCACGCUCAUGAGUGUGGAGCGUUUCGUCGCCGUGCGUUAUCCCUUCGUCUCUGUAGUUUGGAAGAAGAAACAAGCCUUAAAUAAAGUCCUGCUUGCCCUGUGGUCAGCUGGGUUCCUGUUCAGCAUACCUAUUAUUCCGACUCAAACUACCGAGGGGGACGAUGGUAAGACGCACUGCCAGUAUCGCUAUUAUACUUCUGACACUCAGGAGCUGGUGUGUUUGUUGCUAGAGACGGUGGUGGGAUACAUGCUGCCCUUCUCCAUUCUUGUGGUCUGUUAUGGGUGCUUGUGCAGUCGUAUAACUCAGAUGAACUUCAGGUCCAAGCGCAAGUCCACUGUCUUGAUUGCAAGCAUAGUGGUUGCGUUUGCCAUUUGCUGGACACCCCAUCAUAUAGGAAACAUCAUCUCCAUUGUUAUUCUGGCCAUUGAUGACUCAAAGAGUGACAUAGCAAAUAAACUGGAAACUGCUAGACAAACCAUGAUGAUCGUAGCGGGAGCCAUGGUCUUCAUCAGCAGCAGCAUUAAUCCUGUCCUCUACAUGUUUGCGGCCCGCUCCUUCAGGGAGUCGCUACGUGACACCGGCAUCCAGAAACUCUUCCGCCACAUCUCCAGCACAUCACCGGGUGAGGGAAACAGAGAGAUAUCCUUUGUGUCGAGGAGACAAAGCAAUCAGACAAACUGCUCUCAGCUCAAGACAGAGUCAAAAGACGAUAUUAAUAUGUAUUGAAGUUGUGUGUAAAUAAUAUUUUUCCUGAGAAUGAAAUGUGUGAGGUGUUUUGCAUUAAACCCUCUUUUAAAUGAACCCUCAACAGGCAAACAACGUGUCUCUGCUGAUAUAUCCAGUGCAUUUACAUUUAUUUCUGCUGUUAAUUUAUUUAUGAAACUUUAAGUAUUAUGUAUGCUGUGUCUGUUGUGCAAAUAUCUUUUAUCAUAAAAAGCAAUACAUUUAUAUAUGAACAAAAGUGAAGUAAAGCUUUUUUUUU